CCAAAUCAAUCACAUAAACUUUAUUAUGAACAAGAUACACACUUUAUUUAACAUGAAGACGAUACACAUCCACUCACUUGCCAUCUUGUGCACUGAUAAUUGAUUGGAUCCUUAGCUUAUUUUUAUGGCCAAUAAAAUAAUUAAUCACGUGCUCAUUGCAUGAUGACCCCUUCAAAUCCUAUAAAAGGCAAGGACUUAACAUUUGAUAUCUCCAACCACACUUAAAGCUGAAACUUAAGGGAAAAAAACACAUAAAAAUGGGUUCAAUAUCAGAAGCUAAAGGGCAAAAACCACAUGCUGUAUGCAUCCCUUUCCCAUUGCAAGGCCACAUAAACCCAAUGCUACAACUAGCCAAAAUCCUCCACUCUAAAGGCUUUCACAUCACCUUCGUAAACACCGAGUAUAUUCACAAACGUCUACUACGAGCCCAAGGGCCGGAUGCUGUGGUUGACAGCCCAUCCUUUCGGUUUAAAACCAUACCGGAUGGGCUGCCACCUAGCGACUCCAACUCCUCACAGAAUUUGGAUUCGCUAUGUGAAUCCACUGAGAAUAAAUGCCUCCAACCCUUUAAGGAGCUCAUCGCCUGCCUUAAUGAGGCAGACGAUGUGCCUACUGUAAGUUGUGUGGUUUCUGAUGGUAUAAUGUUUUUUACUAUUGAUGCAGCUAAGGAGUUUGGUGUUCCUGUGGUUUUGUUUUGGACUGCUAGUGCUUGUGGUCUUCUAGGUUAUGCUCAGUACCAUAAGCUUGUUGAGUUGGGAAUCGUUCCUUUCAAAGAUGCAAAUUUCACUACAAAUGGUGACCUUAACACGGUCGUAGAUUGGGUUCCUGCAAUGAAGGGAAGUUGCCAAUUAAAGGACAUCCCAACUUUUAUUAGAACCACUAAUCCUGAUGAUUUUUUUCUCCAUUAUAUUCAACGAAUGAUCCUCAAGUUGAAACAAGCCUCGUCGAUCCUCUUAAACUCUUUCGAUGCCUUGGAGCACGAUGCCCUCGAAGCUCUCUCCACUGAUUUCCCACCCCUCUACACUCUCGGCCCGUUGCAGCUCCUACAUGAUUCAAGUAAAGGUGGAAAUGACGAAGUUGUUAAAACGAUUAGCAUGAGUUUAUGGAAAGAGGACACACGUGGCCUCGAAUGGCUUGAUUUGUAUGAGCCUAAUUCUGUUGUGUAUGUUAACUUUGGAAGCAUUGCUGUUAUGACUAAUGAUCAAUUGAUGGAAUUUGCAUGGGGACUUGCUAAUAGCAACCAACCCUUUCUUUGGAUUGCGCGGCCUGAUUUAGUCACAGGUGAUUCGGUUAGUCUCCCACCGGAGUUUCUAGAGGAGACGAAAGGAAGAGGACUAAUUGCUAGUUGGUGUAACCAAAAGCAAGUGUUGGCUCAUCCCGCGGUUGGAGGGUUUUUGACUCAUUGUGGUUGGAACUCGACAAUUGAGACUUUGAUUAGUGGGGUGCCUAUUAUUUGUUGGCCUUUCUUCGCGGAUCAACAGACUAAUUGUUGGUUUUCUUGCCACAAGUGGGGGAUUGGGAUGGAGAUCGAUGCGAAUGUGAAGAGGAGUGAAGUUGAGAGGCAAGUGAGAGAGUUAUUGGCAGGAGAGAAAGGGAAGGACAUGAAGAGGAAUGCUAUUGAAUGGAAAAGGUUGGCUAGUGAGGCUGUUGCUACUCCAAAUGGGUCUUCUUACAACAAUUUGGACAAGGUCAUCAAAGUGCUAGAGUCCUAGCUAUUGUCCUAGGAAAAUUUGAUCUAAGAUCUAGUUAUGCGGGUUGUUGGACGAAGUGCUAGUGAUUUGUGUGAUUCAAAUGGUUCUUAAGUGAUAAAGUAAGUUGCGCUGAUGGUUGAGGCUCAGAAACAUGUUUUAUACUCUAUCAUUAAGAAUUCAAGUAUGUUUUAUCUUUGCACCAAUUUGUGACCUUAUUUUUUGUGUACUUUUAUCCUACCAAUUGUUUAACUUCAUGCAUUAUUGCACAAGUUGUUUAUAUGAAUUUGUAUAAUAUUGCUAUUUUCCUUUCCCUAAUAAGAAAUGUUAAUACUUA
This is a messenger RNA of Chenopodium quinoa (quinoa), 2025 nucleotides long. Its product is annotated as 7-deoxyloganetin glucosyltransferase-like. The record is from RefSeq and is a predicted model, not a curated record. Gene Ontology annotation, molecular function: UDP-glycosyltransferase activity. NCBI's taxonomy places the organism in Eukaryota, Viridiplantae, Streptophyta, Magnoliopsida, Caryophyllales, Amaranthaceae. The transcript is spliced from 2 exons. Bases 258 to 1712 code for a protein of 484 amino acids.